This is a messenger RNA of Lotus japonicus, 1153 nucleotides long. RefSeq names its product derlin-1. Bases 148 to 888 code for a protein of 246 amino acids. Gene Ontology annotation, molecular function: misfolded protein binding; ubiquitin-specific protease binding. The record is from RefSeq and is a predicted model, not a curated record. Gene Ontology annotation, cellular component: Hrd1p ubiquitin ligase ERAD-L complex; endoplasmic reticulum membrane. The transcript is spliced from 7 exons. Lineage: Eukaryota; Viridiplantae; Streptophyta; Magnoliopsida; Fabales; Fabaceae. Gene Ontology annotation, biological process: endoplasmic reticulum unfolded protein response.
CACUUGCGAGGUGGAUGCACGGAACUGGAGCAGAAGCUUCUGGGUCUACGAGACACGGUUUCAGAAGGGGAGAAAUUCUCAACUCUUUUCUGAAUUCUCCACUUUCUAGGGUUUCGUUUCAGCAAUCAUCCUCACUCCGCUACCGCUAUGUCUUCUCCCGCUGAGUGGUACAACACACUUCCACCCAUAAGCAAGGCUUAUGGCACCGCUUGCCUUGCCGCUACCGCAGCUUACCAACUUGGGUUGUAUCAACCGGUUCACAUUGCACUGUUAUACCCACAAGUUUUCUAUGGUUUUCAGGUUUGGAGGCUGUUCACAAACUUCUUUUUCCUUGGACCAUUCUCUAUCAACUUUGGGAUCCGUCUCUUAAUGAUAGCAAGGUAUGGUGUCCAACUUGAGAAGGGACCAUUUGAUAGACGGACCGCUGAUUUCUUGUGGAUGAUGAUAUUUGGAGGCUUCGCACUACUGGUUUUGUCUGCUAUCCCCUUUCUUUGGACCCCAUUUUUGGCAAUAUCUGUUGUUUUUAUGCUCCUUUAUAUUUGGAGUAGAGAAUUUCCAAUUGCUCAAAUCAACAUAUAUGGACUUGUUUCACUUAAGGCCUUCUAUCUACCAUGGGCGAUGCUUGCUUUGGAUGUCAUUUUUGGUUCACCUAUUAUACCUGAUCUGUUAGGUAUCAUUGCAGGACAUCUUUACUACUUCUUGACAGUGUUGCAUCCACUAGCAGGUGGAAAAAACAUUUUGAAGACUCCAAUGUGGGUACAUAAAUUGGUUGCAAGGUGGAGAAUUGGAGCCCCAGCUGUUGUUAGCCGUGCCCAGCCUGUUAAUAACGCUCGGCAAGAGAGCAGUUCAGGAGUUUUCCGAGGAAGAUCCUAUCGUUUGAAUGAAUAGAUGCAAUAAAUGGAAAGGGGUGGAUUUUCCUGACAAGCUGCUCAUCUUGUUGGUUGGUGACUUGACACCACUACUAACACUUGGAGUUAAUCAUCCGUUGUGAAUUUGAAUGGAAGUUGUGUAUGGAACUUGACUGUUCAUUGAAAGCACACUUUCUUUUGGGGUGCCUUAUAAUUUUCAGUUUCCUUUUUUAGGAAUUUAUACUUGUAACAAAGAGUUGGACAAAGUUCAUGAAUUGAAGUAGUUGUCAAAUUUUCAUCCUGAA